AUGGCUCUCAACGUCGGUGGGCCAGUCUGGGCCAUGGAUUGGCUGCCGUCCAAGCCAGCACCCAACGCCGCCGCAGUGGCCGCUGCUAUCGCUAAGAGCAAUGAGAAAAAGCCUCGACGCGCCUCUGCAGCCAGUAAAAAGGCUCAAAAAGCGGCUUUAAACGGCAAGGAAAACAACCAAUGGAGAUUUCUAGCGUUAGCUACACAUCCACCGUGUCAAGUAGCGGAGGGGAAAGUGGUGAAAAACACGCCCCCAGACCAUUACUACGAUAUACCAGAGAGCGCACGGAAUAUGCUCCAGAUCUGGGCCAUUCCACCCAGACUAGUGUACGCUAUCGACCAUGAGAGCGGCGUGGCGUGGGAUUUGCAAUGGUGCCCACUAGUGAAGAAAUUCCCCACGACAAACCGUCGAGAAAAUAUUCUAGGAAUAUUGGCGGCGUGUUUUGGAGAUGGCAGCAUGAGGGUGUUCAAGAUCCCAGCGAUCCCAGAGGAAAGGCUACAGGUGAAUAUUGGCAAGGAGCAGUGUCUUGUGGAAAAGAAUAUCCCCAUUGUGGUUGCCAAGUUGUCGCGUAUUAUGCAACUCAGUGUGCAUUGGUCUCCACACACGUGGAAUUUGCUGCUGACGGGUGGAUCUGACGGCUCUGUGUCACUGUGGAAUAUAAUGUCUGCGGUAAGCGGAAGUGACAGUUUAACAGGUGAACGCAAUGAACCAGAGCCCAUAGAGCCACAACGACGCUUUCAGGACGCUGAUACAAUAGGAAAACAAGAAGCCUUCGAUUGGGGCUGUGGCUGGGUAGCCAUCCGUGCAGUUGCCUGGUCUCCGUUUGAUGAACACUUGUUCGCGACCACUGGAAAUGACUCGGUAUUCAAGGUGUGGGAUGUCCGGGAGCCUCGAGUGUGUCUGCGGUCACACCGAAUACGCUCCACGUGGGGACUGGCGCUGCAGUGGAUGGACCAGACGUCUAUCCAGAUCUCCGGCGACCAAGGCUCCGUCUACAUGUAUGACAUCCUGAGUGGGAGCUACCAGAAGCUUCACUUUCACCCCCAAAUCGACUCCCCCGUGUGGGAUCUGCAGUUCGCUCGACGUGGUGCUGUUCCUCUCCUGAUCUCCUCGUGCACCUCUGGAAGCAUUCGAGCUGCACCCGCUAAAAAAAUGUAUCGCGCGCCCCAGAAUUGCGUCGAAAUCUGUCGUCUCUCUGGAGAAAAGGACGCGAGUAUCGACAAGCCGUUCAAGUCUCUUCGGGUAUCGUUCGACAAGCACUCGGUCUUAGGGUCUGCGGAUACUGUGAGUCAAUCUACGCGGGAGUUCUGCGAGCGAGAUGCUGCGUUGCAUCGGCUGCGUCUGUCUUCCAUAACUCCUGGUGAUUAUCCGUGCUUCCUGGCUGCUGGAGGCCACGCAGGCCUUGUGAUCCUGCUGGAAAUGCAGGAGAUGCUCGAUACAUUAAUCCCAACGUUCUUCAUGCCUCCGUCCAAGAAAACUGGCCGGCCGAAGAAGAUAUUCGCGACUGUAGGACGGAAAGCCAGGACACUCGGGAGCUUCGCCAAAGCCAAAGGGAUGCACACAGCGCUGAGUAAGUACAAGAAGAAGACUCUCGGAAAUGGCAAAAAGAAGGCGAACCCCCGUGCUAACGCGAAAAAGAAUCGGACCUGUCGCUAG
This is a messenger RNA of Phytophthora infestans T30-4, 1656 nucleotides long. RefSeq lists its product as uncharacterized. The record is from RefSeq and is a predicted model, not a curated record. Gene Ontology annotation, cellular component: transcription factor TFIIIC complex. Bases 1 to 1656 code for a protein of 551 amino acids. Lineage: Eukaryota; Oomycota; Peronosporomycetes; Peronosporales; Peronosporaceae. Gene Ontology annotation, biological process: transcription by RNA polymerase III. The transcript has 9 exons. Gene Ontology annotation, molecular function: protein binding.